This is a messenger RNA of Trachemys scripta elegans, 3527 nucleotides long. RefSeq names its product integrator complex subunit 12 (gene INTS12). The record is from RefSeq and is a predicted model, not a curated record. Gene Ontology annotation, biological process: snRNA 3'-end processing. The transcript is spliced from 6 exons. The coding region runs from base 36 to 1427 and encodes 463 amino acids. Lineage: Eukaryota; Metazoa; Chordata; Testudines; Emydidae. Gene Ontology annotation, cellular component: integrator complex.
UGUCUUCUUUUUCAUUUCCUUUCAAAGAAGCUACUAUGGCUGCUACAGUGAACCUGGAACUUGAUCCCAUCUUUUUGAAAGCCCUGGGCUUCCUGCAUUCAAAGAGUAAGGAUUCUGCUGAAAAGCUAAAAGCUCUGCUUGAUGAGUCUUUGGCCAGAGGAAUUGAUUCAAGCUAUCGUCCUUCACAAAAGGAAGUAGAGCAACCCAAAGUGUCUAUUACCAAGCCAAUUUCCAGUAAGCAGGAGCCUAAAGCUUCGUCCAGUCUGCCUUCAGGCAACAAUAAUGGCAAGCCCAUCGCAACAGAAAAGGUGAAAAAAGAAACAGAGAAGAGGACUGCUGAUAAAAUGAAAGUGGAAAUUGGUGAAGGAGUUGAUGUUCCAAAGAAACCCAGGCUAGAGAAGCAAGAGACUCGUUCAUCCCCUAUCACAGUCCAGACUAGCAAGGAUUUAUCCAUGCCUGAUCUGUCUAGUUUUGAUGAAACCAGUGCUGAUGAUUUUGCCAUGGAAAUGGGUUUAGCCUGCGUUGUUUGCCGGCAAAUGACAGUUACUUCUGGAAAUCAGUUAGUAGAGUGUCAGGAGUGCCAUAAUCUCUACCACCAGGAUUGUCAUAAACCUCAGGUGACAGACAAAGAAGUCAAUGAUCCUCGCCUCGUGUGGUAUUGUGCCCGCUGUACCAGGCAGAUGAAGAGAAUGGCUCAAAAGACUCAGAAACCACCUCAGAAACCAGCUCCUGCAGUAGUUUCAGUAGCACCAACUGUGAAAGAUCCAUUGGUAAAGAAACCUGAAAUGAAGCUCAAGCUGGAUACCCCAACAACUUUCCUAGCAUUCAAGAGGACAGAAGUCAAGACCACAGCAGCAAUUUCGGGGAACUCAACCGGUACCAGUGUUUCCUCUUCAGCAACCAGUGGCCUUACUGGAUGGGCGGCUUUUGCAGCCAAAACCUCCUCCACCGGUCCAUCAACCACCAAACUGGGAUCAACAGCACAGAGUACCAGCGGAAAACCUGCAGCCUCCUCUAAUAACCAGAAACCUGUGGGUUUGUCAGGGUUAACAACAUCUAAAACAGGACUAGGGUCAAAAAUAGCUUCCAAUAACAACAACACAAACCCAGUUCAACUAAAACCUCUUCCACCUCUGACCUUGGGGAAAAUAGGUCUGAGUCGUUCAGUGAGCAGUGACAAUGUCAGCAAAGUAGGUCUUCCUAGUCCUAGCAGCACGGCCCCAGGCAGCAGCAGCCAGGUGAAUAGUGGGAAUGGAAGCAGUAGCACAACAGGUAACAGCGGGAGCAGCACCAGCAAAUCAAGUGCAGAUUCUGGCAAUCAGUCACUGUCCCUAAAGGGCCCUACUUCUCAGGAAUCACAGCUCAAUGCUAUGAAAAGGUUACAAAUGGUCAAGAAGAAGGCUGCCCAAAAGAAACUGAAGAAGUAAUAGAGCUGUCUGUAAAUCUUGUUUCUGUGUUUCUUCAAAACAAAGAUAUGUGUGAGGUAUAACAUAAUUCAUUUAAUAAAUAUCCAUGCAGCUAAUUUCUAGAUUGGCUUUUUUUUUUUCUAUAAUAUGCUUAACAAUGUAAAUCUGUGUAUUUUCUCCAUCUGCAACAGACUGUAAAUAUACUGUAUGCUUCAGAUCUAGCGGACUAAACAUGUCCCCUUUCUCAAGUUUGAAGAAACGUUUGUUCAUAUUUGUUUAAAGUUUGCAUAGACAAUGUAUUGUAGCAUUUGCCAGUGGUGAUGUAAUAACUAAGGAUACGAUUUAGUCACGGAGGUCAUGGAUUCCAUGACUUUACUGGAUUUCCGUGACUUCGGUUUCAGCUGUCAACGGCUGGGGCAGAGCUGGGAGCCUCUGAACCGCAGCUGCCUCAGCCCCUGUGGUGGUGGGGCUCAGGCUGUCAGUCCCCUCCAUAGGGCUCCAGGUGUCAUUUCUUCCUUCCCUCCUCUCCCCAUUAUUUUUAGUGAUAGUCACGGCUCCCAUGCAUUUUUUUUUAUUAUUAUUGCCUGCAACCUGUCCAUGACUUUUACUAAAAAUAACUGACAAAAUCUUAACCUUAGUUAUAAUUAAGGAUGCAGACGAUGUUACAUUUGUUUAUACAUGUUCAUAACUUUUCUAACGAUUCUCCUUUGAGAACAAAACUCUCUUUAUUUGGUGUCUGUGACUGACUUUGGGAAGUUUGAUGAAAAACCUUUAAGGAAGUUGUAUUCUCUAUUGUGCACUACUGUGACCACUCCUGAAAUGCUGAGUCCAUUUCUGGGGUCCACACUUCAAGAAGGAUGUUGAAAAAUUAGAGCAGGUUCAGCACAUCCCUCAGCCCACGCCGAUUCCCGCUGCCCCCAUUGGCCUGGAGCAGCGAACCGUGGCCAGUGGGAGCCGCAAUCGGCCGAACCCACGGACGCAGCAGGUAAACAAACCGGCCCGACCCGCCAGGGGGCUUACCCUGUAGGCUGUGUGCCAAAGGUUGUCACUCCCUGUUCUAGGUUGACUCUGCAUUAUUGUGUGAUUUAGAAGUAACAGCAUCUCUCUGCCUUUGGCCAGAUCUACACUACAAAUGUUUGUCAGCAUAGCUGUGUGAUCGGGAUGUGGAAAAAACUCACCGUCUAGCCAACAUAGCUAUGCUGGCAAAAUGCCCACUGUAGAUGUAGCCAUGCCAACAGAAGAGCGCUGCUUUUGGCAUAGUUAAUGUCAUUUGGGGAGGUGGUGUUACUAUAUUGACAGGUAAAACUCCUUCUGUCUGUGUAAGCUGUGUCUGCAAUAGGGAGCUCUGCUGGUACAAGUAUACCAAUAGAACUAUACUGGCAAAGUAUUUGUAGUGUGGCCAAGGUCUUAACUUAUCCAUCUUGUACAUAGGCGGUCUACUAUUUUCCUACCUCUGGGAGGUGUUGGGAGGCUUAUUCUUCAGAAAUGGCCAAGUUCUGAUCACUUUGCUUUCGCUGAAUGCUGCUUUAUAAGUGGUUCUGCUGGAAUUAAUUGGGAAUCUUAUGGUGCAAAGUGCUAUUGAUUGUGAGUAAGCAUAUCAGAAUCUGGCACAAAGUUCUCUGAGAGCCAGGAGUGAAACAUGCUUUUCACUAUUACAACUCAUGAUUGAUCCACGAGUAAGACAGAGAACUAAUAAUGUUCACAAAUCAGUAGCCUAGAUUACAGCUAGGGAAGGACAGAACCGAACUAACUGCUCCACAGCAGUUUUCUCAAUGUAUUUUUAAACGUUGUUCAGUGCCUAAAUGGCACUUUAUAAAUACUGAUAGGUUGAUAAGAUAGAUAAAUAUAGACAAGUGCAGUGUUUGAAGCAACUGUUCAUUUCCUCUGCUACCAUCAUGAUCACAGCAUGGUCUCUAGUUGAUAACAGAACGGAAAAUAGGUCUUGGAUCUAUGUUCUGUUGUGCUUCAGGCAGAAAUUUAUUGUUUUUAAAAGAAGACAACACAAAAGUGCAAAAAUAUAUCUUUAUUGUUACAAUAAUUUAAAAGGAGAAUUUAAAAAUUUGUGUGCAAACAAUAUUGCUGUAAAUGGAAUUUACAAUAAAAAAAUCUGGAUUCACUUAG